Molecule: messenger RNA, 2255 nt
Organism: Silurus meridionalis
Lineage: Eukaryota; Metazoa; Chordata; Actinopteri; Siluriformes; Siluridae
Gene: slc5a6a
Product: solute carrier family 5 member 6a
Exons: 16
Coding region: 146-2020 (624 amino acids)
Biological process (GO): biotin transport; sodium ion transport; pantothenate transmembrane transport
Cellular component (GO): membrane
Molecular function (GO): sodium-dependent multivitamin transmembrane transporter activity
Source: RefSeq, a predicted model, not a curated record
UCUCUCUCUCUCUCUCUCUCUCAGGACCUUGCUCCUGCCUUCACUUACAGCAGACACGCUGCGGAUCCACAGCAAGAGGCACCAGUGAAGAUUCUAUGUUGCUGUAAUAAUCAACUUGUACUGGUCACACUGCUCUAGGGAUAUCAUGGGAAACAUAGACCAGAUGAAAUUCACUGCAGUGGACUAUGCUAUCUUCGUGCUUCUCCUCGUAGCUUCAGCUGGCAUUGGACUCUUCCAUGCAUUUUCAGGGGGCCGCCAGAGCACCACACGUGAGUUCCUGCUAGCUGACCGUAGCAUGAGCUGCCUACCCGUGUCAUUAUCCUUACUUGCCACCUUCCAGUCGGCUGUAGCCAUCCUGGGUGCACCAGCUGAAAUCUAUUCUUACGGCACACAGUAUUGGUUCCUGGGCUGCUCCUACUUCCUGGGCCUGCUCAUCCCGGCACACAUCUUCAUUCCCGUUUUUUACCGCCUGCGUCUUUGCAGCGCCUACCAGUAUCUAGAGCUUCGCUUCAAUAAAACUGUACGGAUAUGUGGCACUGUGACCUUCAUUUUUCAGAUGGUAAUCUACAUGGGAGUGGUGCUGUAUGCUCCUGCUCUUGCACUGAAUGCAGUAACUGGUUUUGACCUCUGGGGGGCAGUUUUGGCAAUGGGGCUUGUGUGCACACUAUACACAGCCUUGGGUGGCCUAAAAGCAGUCAUCUGGACAGAUGUGUUUCAGACAAUUGUAAUGUUUGCUGGGCAGCUGGCUGUGAUUGUGGUAGGUGCCCACCAGGCAGGUGGCAUUACUGAGGUGUGGAUUAAAGCUCAGAACGGCAGCCGCAUUUCAGGCAUCGAGCUAAAUCCUGACCCCCUGGAGAGGCACACAUUUUGGACAUUGUCUGUCGGGGGAAUCUUCUUAAUGCUGGCACUCUAUGGUGUGAACCAAGCUCAGGUCCAGAGAUACCUCAGCUCCCGCUCAGAAAGAGAAGCCAUUAUGUCAUGCUAUCUGGUGUUUCCAUGCCAGCAGAUAGUCCUGGCACUGGGUUGUCUCAUGGGACUGGUCAUGUUUGCCCGGUAUGGUGAAGACAGUCCUUUGGACAAGGGCUAUGUUCAGACCAAUGAUCAGAUGGUGUUGUAUUUUGUGAUGGAUGUGCUCAGAGACCUUCCUGGUUUGCCUGGACUAUUUGUUGCUUGUCUUUUCAGCGGGGCUCUCAGCACAAUUUCAUCUGCCUUUAACUCUUUGGCAACGGUUACAAUGGAAGAUCUUAUCAAGCCCUUUUAUCCCGAAAUGACAGAGAAGCGGGCCACACUGCUGUCUAAAGCCCUUGCUCUUGGCUAUGGACUGGUGUGUCUAGCUAUGGCUUACCUCGCUUCUCUCAUGGGCUCUGUGCUACAGGCAGCUCUGAGUAUUUUUGGGAUGGUUGGUGGGCCUCUUCUUGGCGUCUUCUGUCUUGGCAUGUUCUUUCCCUGUGCCAACUCUAUUGGAGCAGUGACUGGCUUGAUUGCAGGACUAGUUAUGGCUUUCUGGGUCGGCAUUGGCAGCUUUGUCUCCCGUAUGCAAGCACCCGGAACUCCCAUAUUUAACACCACGAUCCUCAAUGACACAGGCAACACAACCGCCAUCAUGACUACAGUCAUCACAUCUAUUACAGCAAAACCCAGGCCGACGGGACUGCAAGCUCUCUAUUCAUUGUCCUACAUGUGGUACAGUGCUCAUAACUCAACCACAGUUGUAGUGGUAGGACUGUUGGUCAGCCUUCUCACUGGGCCCUCGAAGGAGAAGGAUUUGACCCCAGGUACUGUUUUCCCUGUGCUGGGAAUUCUGCUCUUCUUUCUACCUGAACGCUACAGAGAGAAGCUGUGUUGUGUCACUCCUCUGGGGUGCGAGUCCAAGGCUCUGGACAGGCAGUCAUUUCAAAAUGGAAAGAAAGACAACAGCACUGUCCAAGUCCAAGAUGAAGACAAGAACGAAGAAGAGGAGCCCAAAAUCUCACAGUCUUCUUACAAGCUGGUAAAUGUGGAGCAGGAGACAGCUUUGUAAUGUCCUCUAAUCAAAUGCUCAGAAGGCCAUAUUUAUUGUCAUAUAAACCAUAAGAAAUGACCAUAUUGAUCUCAAAAAAGGUCCCUAAACUGUUUGGAUCAUACUUUUGCACAUUCUGAUGUUAUAAUGAUGAGGCAGUACUGAAUUUAGCACUAAACUUACAUUGUGAGAUGUGAAAUGUACAAUUUCUCCAAAAAUCGAUAAACAGCCUCAGCGUUUGCACAUUUCACAGAAA